Messenger RNA from Ixodes scapularis (black-legged tick), 572 nucleotides. RefSeq names its product histone H2A-like. The record is from RefSeq and is a predicted model, not a curated record. NCBI's taxonomy places the organism in Eukaryota, Metazoa, Arthropoda, Arachnida, Ixodida, Ixodidae. The coding region runs from base 138 to 512 and encodes 124 amino acids. Gene Ontology annotation, cellular component: nucleosome. The transcript has a single exon. Gene Ontology annotation, molecular function: structural constituent of chromatin; DNA binding; protein heterodimerization activity.
AAAACGCGCUCUUGCAGCGCCCCCCAAGCGGAGAGGACUGGCACUUCCUUUGAUUUUCUGCUUCUCGAUGCGCUGACUCCCUCACUCACUCAGUGUUCGUUGGUUUGUUCGGUUGUCCACUUCUCACCUCCACCAAGAUGUCUGGGCGCGGAAAAGGAGGCAAGGCAAAGGGCAAGAGCAAGACCCGUUCCAGCCGCGCGGGGCUCCAGUUUCCCGUGGGAAGGAUCCACCGACUACUGCGAAAGGGCAACUACGCGGAGCGAGUAGGUGCCGGUGCCCCCGUCUACUUGGCGGCCGUACUCGAGUACCUGGCUGCCGAAGUGCUCGAGCUGGCAGGAAACGCGGCCAGGGACAACAAGAAAACUAGGAUCAUCCCUCGACACCUGCAGCUGGCCAUUCGCAACGACGAAGAGCUCAACAAGCUGCUGUCCGGCGUUACCAUCGCGCAAGGAGGUGUCCUGCCCAACAUCCAGGCCGUCCUCCUUCCCAAGAAGACCGAGAAGAAGGCCUAAACCAUCCCGCGGCAUCCGCUACAGAAAAACGGUCCUUUUCAGGACCACUCAUGACUUGAG